AUGAUUGGUGUAUUAGGAGCUGUCUCGAAAGAUACAGAGACGUGGUUAGCAGAGAUUGGUGUCAAAUGUUGCUUGGAAUCAUUGCAGAAAGCGUGCCUACUGGGUACGGCCAGACUUGGACACCUAAGGUCACCGGCGGUGACUGGAUGUUUAAGGAAGACGCCAGCAAGUCAUCCAGAAGCUAUCUUUAAUGAGGAUAGUAAUAAUAAUAAUAAUAAUAAUAAUAAUUUUAACCAGACUGUGGAAGCAGUUAGAGAAUUUGAAGAACACGCCAUGGCAUCAGACCACCAGUCGCUCGUAAAGGAAGCAGCUAAGUACGCUGAAGAACUCAACAUCACACUUCAGCUUGAUACCCUAAAUCCCGUGUGUGUUACAACAGAAGGAAAGGUGGUAACUGCAGCAAGAGCUGGGAAUCUGUUGAAGCAAUCUCAAGAGAAGCAGUUCUUCAGGGGCACCCAACGACGAUUUUCGGAAAAAUAUCUGUUCGGAAGACGAUUUGAGAUCUAGAAUUUUCGAAACAUUUGUUGUAAAAUUUCUUGCUUGCCUGCCUCUCCUAGGAUUUUCGAACAUCUAAAAAAUGGUAUAAUUGCCUAUUUUUAACGGAUUUUUACCCUAAAAAGGUCACCUAGAAUUUUCGGGAGCCUUUUUUCUGGCUGAAAUUUUCGAAAAGGUAAGUUUUGAUCCUUAUAAUUUUCGGAUCACUUGACUUUCAGCAAGGAAAUCCGAACAGAUAAAAAAAUUUUAGGGGAUAAAAAUAUGCCUAUAUCUACCGUUUAAAUACUAAAAUACGUUUAACAAUUCUAUGUUUAAGUGGUUUUGAACUAUGUUCUCGUUGGGUGCCCCUGUUCUUGGAGAUCGCUAAAGACAAAAAGUGGCAAGGAAAGUUAUUCCAUAUCAGAUGGGAAGAUGAGAGCCUAAGCAUAACCAGCUGCUUUGCAUGGUUAAAAGGUUGGGCUACAUGCCCUACACAUACCAUCGCGGGCAUGUAUGAAUUGUAUGAGCAGUUGUUACCUACGAAGCUCUACACAAAGGAGAAGACGCAAACCUCCACCGACGGCGAAGUUCUAUGCAGGUUAUGUGGGAAGGUAGCUGAGAGCGUUGCACAUGUACUGGCUGGAUGUUCCUCCCUGGCACAAACCAAGUACCUAUACAGGCAUAAUGCAGCUUUGAAGAUUCUGUUUUUUGAGCUCCUGCUAGAGCAUGGGUUAAUGGAAGAGGUUCCACCAUGGUACUCACCGGUGAUGCCAAAACCAGCCUACCAGAACACCACGAGUGAGGCGUGUUGGGAUAUUCCCAUCUAUGCAGAGCACAACGAAGUUAGAGCAAAUCUGAUCGACGCGCGACUUGUCAACCACGAGAGGAAAGAAGUCUGCACAAUUGAAAUGAGCUGCCCAUGGAUUGAGAGUAGAGCUAAGAAAGAUGAGGAAAAGACACUCAAGUAUGGGCCCAUGAUGUGGGAGCUGAAGCAGAGAUACAAGGGUUACAGGGUUGAACAGUACAACGUAAUAAUUGACUUACUGGGGGGUUACUCUAAACACCUAGAGAAGUCGGUGAGGAAGCUACUUGGAGCGAGAGCACGGAGCGUACUUGAGCGGAUGCAGAAGUCGGUCAUCUCAAACACUUUAAACAUUGCCAGAACAUUUAAGAUAAAUACUUAG
Molecule: messenger RNA, 1658 nt
Organism: Porites lobata
Lineage: Eukaryota; Metazoa; Cnidaria; Anthozoa; Scleractinia; Poritidae
Source: the annotation of a GenBank genome assembly